Molecule: messenger RNA, 687 nt
Organism: Porites evermanni
Lineage: Eukaryota; Metazoa; Cnidaria; Anthozoa; Scleractinia; Poritidae
Source: the annotation of a GenBank genome assembly
CCACUACUCUUGCUUUCAGGCAACUUUCCUCAGUAUCUUGGAACCUGGAACAGGUCAUUGAGUGUCAUAAUGUCAAAUCAUUAUUGUACGUCCAUGCGUCAGGGGCAACCAACGAGGAUAUAGUUUAAAACCACUUAACAUAGCAUUGUUGAAUGAUUUUAGUAUUCAAACGGUAGAUAUAGGCAUAUUUUUAUCCCGUAAAAACUUUUCAUCUGUUCGGAUUUCCUAGCUGAAAGUCUAGUGAUCCAAAAAUUAUAGGGAUAAAAACCUACCUUCUCGAAAAUUUCAGCCAGGAAAAGGCUCCGGCAAAUUCUAGGUGGCCUUUUUUAGGGUCAAAAUCCGUUAAAAAUGGGUAAUUUUACCAUUUUGUAGAUGUUCAAAAAUCCUAGGAGAGGCAGGCAAGCAAGAAAUUUUACAACAAAUGCUCCGAAAAUUCUAGAUCUCAAAUCGUCUUCCGAACAGAUAUUUUCCCGAAAAUUGCCGUUGGGUGCCCCUGAUGCGUUUAGGACAUGCCUUUGUUUGUGGCUUGUGUUGGUCAACAUUGCCCUUGACCAUCAACAACAAAUUGCUGAUAUUUCAAGGUUGCGAAAAUUUAAUACUAGUCUCCCACGCAGCCAUUUUUGUGGGGAGAAGCGUUGCGUGAUGAGACAAAAGGAGACUAUAAUGAAACAAGGUGUCUUACGCAUU